Messenger RNA from Chenopodium quinoa (quinoa), 2716 nucleotides. RefSeq lists its product as uncharacterized. The record is from RefSeq and is a predicted model, not a curated record. The coding region runs from base 547 to 2274 and encodes 575 amino acids. The transcript has 10 exons. NCBI's taxonomy places the organism in Eukaryota, Viridiplantae, Streptophyta, Magnoliopsida, Caryophyllales, Amaranthaceae.
CAAUUUUUUUUUUUAAAAUCAAUUUAUUUAUUUGUUAUAGCAUACAAAGUACAAUGAAAAUGAAAGAGAAAAGCAUUUAAAAAUAUAAAGCAAAAUUAUUUCUAUAUUUAGGUCUCCUACAUCUAAAAAAAUCCAAGCUUAUCUGUCUUGUAAAAGAUUAAAACACCAAAAAAGCAAGAAGAAUGGGUUGUACUUACAAAGUUGCACCAGAAUUAGAAAAAUUGCAAAUUGGCAAACACAACAACACCCAACAAAAAAAAAUAAAAAAUCGUAAGAAGAAGAGAGUAGAGUGCAGUGUGUUUGUGUGUGCAGUGAUUGGUAAGAACGAAUCAAAUUGUCGUCAUCGAAGCUGCCAUUUCCAUUCCCACCAAAUAAAGCAUCGCAUCGCUUUCUCUCUCCUCUUCACCUUCCUCCAUUUUUCCCCAUUCCUCUUUCUCUCUCCACCUUCUUCUUCUUCCUCCUUUUCUAGAGAGAGAAACGCUGAGAGAAAGUUGCAGAGGAGAGGAGAGAGAAAAUAGUGUUGUUGAAGCUUUUUUGUUGGCGCCAAUGGCGAAUCAACGGCGGCGCCACCACCAUCUCCACCACAGCAACACCAGCAUCAGCCGCCUUUCUCGCCGAUUUCUUCCCGUUGUUACCGCCAUCGUUGGUGUCUUCUUCCUCUGCUUCUUCGCUCUCUCUCUUCUCGCUCCUCGUCCUUCUCGCCUCCUUCACCACGGCCGCACUCGCAGCUCAUCUUCGUCUUCUUCGGAUGAUGAUGCUUCCGUCGGAGAUUCGAUCUCUUCUGUUCCGGAUGUUGGAGGAAAAUCUAAACAUGAUAUUUGGAGGUCUAGAGAUUCUGAAUUUUUCUAUGGUUGUAGCAAUGCCAGCAGUAAAUUUAUGAAAGCUGAUACUAUCACACGUCCAAGUCGUUAUUUGAUGAUUGCUACAAGUGGAGGCUUGAACCAACAAAGAACCGGGAUAAUUGAUGCAGUUGCUGCAGCUCGUAUCUUAAAUGUCACUCUCGUUGUGCCAAAGUUGGACCAGAGAUCUUAUUGGAAGGAUGCUAGUAAUUUUGAGGACAUCUUUGAUAUUGAUUGGUUCAUAUCCUUCCUAUCAAAUGAUGUGAAAAUCGUAAAAGAACUCCCAAGCGGACCAAAAGUCACAACCAUGCGAGUUCCUAGGAAGUGCAAUGAAAGAUGCUAUGAAAAGCGAGUUUUACCUGUUAUAAUGAAAAGGCAUGCUGUUCGGCUUACCAAAUAUGAUUAUAGGCUUGCAAAUCGGUUGGAGACAGAUCUUCAAAAGCUAAGAUGCAGGGUUAAUUACCAUGCUUUGAAGUUCACUAGUCCCAUACUAGAAAUGGGCAAAUUCUUGGUACAGAGGAUGAGAGCCAUGAGCAAGCAUUUUAUUGCUCUCCAUUUAAGGUUUGAACCUGAUAUGCUUGCAUUCUCAGGAUGCUAUUAUGGUGGAGGGGAUAAGGAAAAAAAAGAACUGGGUGCUAUAAGAAAGAGGUGGAAAACUCUGCAUGGAAGCAAUCCAGACAAGGCAAGGAGGCAGGGAAGAUGCCCACUCACUCCAGAAGAAGUGGGGUUGAUGCUGAGGGCUUUAGGUUAUAGCAAAGACGUUCAUAUUUAUGUGGCAUCUGGUGACGUGUAUAGAGGAGAAGAAACCUUAGCUCCACUAAAGUUGCUCUUCCCCAAUUUCCAUUCCAAAGAAACGAUAGCCAGCAAAGAGGAGCUAGAAUCAUUUUCCAGGUUUUCUUCUCGCAUGGCAGCACUUGACUUUAUUGUUUGUGAUGAAAGUGAUGUCUUUGUCACUAACAACAAUGGAAAUAUGGCAAAGAUUCUGGCAGGACGAAGGAGGUAUUUUGGUCAUAAGCCCACUAUUCGCCCCAAUGCUAAAAAGCUAUCUAAGCUUUUCCUGAACAAAGGUAACAUGACUUGGGAAGAGUUUUCUUUAAAGGCUCGUUCUUAUCAGAGAGGAUUCAUGGGUUUGCCACAUGAGGUAAGACCUGGCAGAGGUGAGUUUCAUGAGAAUCCAGCUUCAUGCAUCUGUGAAGAUUCUGAUGCCAAGGCUAUGAGAGAUGCAAAUCUACGGAAAUUUGGGUCAGGGAAGGAUCCCACCAAGAAAGAAGAAGAGACCAAGGAUCAUGAAGCUGAUGAUGAGUCGGAACCAACAGACCCAGACACUGAUGGAGAUUUGCUGCUUCAAGAGAGACAGCCAGCAAAUGAGACCAUGCUAGAUUAUGAAGGAUUUUUGACCGAUGAACCUGAAUUAGAAGAUAUAUUAUCAGACUAGACAAUUUUGCCCUUAAGAGAGAUAUUUUGUCUUUUUCUCUGGGAUAACACGGAUUCUGGAGUAAGCUGGGAGCUGAAAUUGUGAGGUCCUGCCUACAUAUGAGAAUCUGUACAAAGUUAAGCAGACACAAUGAGGCUCACGACUUCUAAGCGUUCAUUGAAAGAUUAUGCAACUUUGAAUCUGUGUACAUUGCUACAAUUGGUCGGAUGCAGAGAUCUUUAUACCAACUUGGAGAAGUGCCACUGGUACGAUUUCAGACUACCCUUUCUGUUGGGGUACAAAUGACAUGCUUAAUACAAGUUUGCCGCUUUUACAGAUUAGAUAGUUUAUUUUGUAGUUUAAUAUUUUCCAACUUAUUCACCUCUUCCUGAUAAUAUUGCCAUAUAUAUAGUAGAUUUAGCUUAGUUAGUGUAUCAAAUUAAUUGGUAGUAAUUGCUGAUCA